Tachyglossus aculeatus (Australian echidna) is the source of this 1427-nucleotide messenger RNA. RefSeq names its product transmembrane protein 125 (gene TMEM125). NCBI's taxonomy places the organism in Eukaryota, Metazoa, Chordata, Mammalia, Monotremata, Tachyglossidae. The coding region runs from base 368 to 1039 and encodes 223 amino acids. The record is from RefSeq and is a predicted model, not a curated record. The transcript is spliced from 2 exons.
AGUGGAUCCCGUUGUUUCCGGCUGGACUCGGGGAGGCCCGAGCGGCCCAGGCUCCACCCAGGCCAGGUGAAGGGACACGGCCGCCGAGCCAAUCUGCUCCAGAGGCUAGGCCGGGCACCUGUUGGCGAGGAUCUCAGGGCCGCCCCACCCCCAACCCGGUCCCGCCUAAAGGAAGUGCUAUCAACAGCUCACCUGAGACAGGUGAGGCGACGCUCCCCGAAUGGCUGGGCCCGGUCCACCCUGGCCUCCUGCUCUCUAGGCCGGACUCAGCUCUUCAGACGCCAGUGACGGCCGCUGAACCGGGGGAGGGUCCCGGCUCCCCCAGCCAUGCCGGCCGGCCCCCGGCCCUGACGCCCCUGCCCGGCCUAUGCCCGAGCUGGAGGCCUGGCCCCCGGGGGCGGGGGGCACUCCGCCGGACGCUGGGCAGCAGCUGCAGCAGGCGGUGCUGGCGGAGCAGGUGGAGCUGUGGUGGUCCCAGGACCCCCGGCGUGCGACGCUCUGCUUCGGCCUGGCCGUGACAUUGGUACUGGGCUGCGGCGCGGGCGGCGUGGCCCUGCUGUCGUCCACUAGCAGCCGGUCCGGCGAGUGGCGCCUGGCGGCGGGCACGGCCCUGUGCCUGCUGGCCCUGCUGGUGCUGCUGAAGCAGCUGCUCAGCUCGGCCGUGCAGGACAUGAACUGUGUGCGCCAGGCGCGCCACGUGUCCGUGCUCCGCAGCGGGGGUGAGGCCGACAGCCUGGUGGUGAUGGUCAGCGGCCUGGUGCUGCUCCUCUGCGGGGCCGCGCUCACCGGCCUGGCCGCCUCGGCCGACGCCCAGCCCCUCCCGGCCAUGUUCACCAGCGGGGUGGCCCUGUUGACCACCGGCGCCCUGCUGCUGCUGGCCCUGCUGCUGUACCAGCUGGUCACCCGGGUCCACUGCCGUCCGGGCCCCUCCCCGGGCCCCGGCCCGCGCGGGGGCCUCGCCCGCGUCUUCACCAUUUCCGGCCGGCUGUGGCCCGGUCAGCGGCCCACGGCCGCCUCCAGCAUGGCCAACCUCAUCUGACGGACGCCUCCAGCCACCCCCGCCUGCCUCAGGAAGCCGUCCCUCUACCCGUCGCCAAGAACUGCCCCGACUGCCCAACCCCACCUGAUGGAAACUGGGCCCAACCCUAACACCGCUCGGGGCCGGCCAAACUGGCCCUGGCCACGGGCUUGUACGGUCUUCUACAGGUGGGAGGGGCAGUGGGAGCAAGUCCGGUCUGGGUUUGGAGCUGGCUCCCCUUAUUUGCCUGUCUCCCUUGGAUGUCUUUCUUGACCCCCUGAGGAUCACGGCCUGAUCCUCUAUACAUCCCAUCCUCCACCCUGGCUCUGCCACUUUUCCUCUCCCUUCCGGAAGCCCCCCUCUAUCCAGUCCCCUCCAGCCUGUAAAUAAAUGUUCAAACGGUACCCCU